AACCCCCCACGAACUGCCUCGCUGCCAGUGGCUCGCAUGUGAUCGUGCGAACGAGUGAAGAACAACAACAAACCGACGGCCAAUCAGAGAGCAGAAUAGUCCAGUCUCGUGCUCCCUACUGCAGCAAGAACGGAUAGGAAACAAACAUGCCCGAAGUUCCAGCAGCGGAGACCGAACCGUCCGUCAAGGCGCCGAGGAAGCGGCCUUUACAGACCACAGAGGAUUUCACCGUUAAAAAAAAGUCUCGAUGGGGCAUUCUCACGAGCCAAGGUUCGUGGGCAGACCGCUCACCCCUGCACGAGGCAGCAUGUCAGGGACGACUUCUAGCCCUGAGGACCCUGCUGUCUCAGGGUUACCACGCCAACAUCAUCACAAUAGACCACGUGACUCCUCUGCAUGAAGCCUGUCUGUCGGACCGGGUGGCCUGCACUAGAGCGCUGCUACAGGCAGGAGCUAACGUGAAUGCCACUACCAUAGAUGGUGUGACCCCUCUGUUCAACGCCUGCUCGGCUGGCAGUGCCAGCUGUACCCAGGUGCUCCUGGAGCAUGGAGCCCAGGCCCAGGCAUCCCCCUGCCAGCCCUCCCCCAUCCACGAGGCUUCCAGCAGAGGGCGGAGUGCGUGUCUGGAGGCGUUGGUUCGUUGGGAGGCAGAUGUGGAUUACGUAAUCCCUCACCUGGGCACCGCGCUCUACCAGGCCAGCCUCUCUAAACACCUGGUCUGUAUCAGGCUGCUGCUGGAUGCAGGUGCAGACGUCCAGAAGGGUCGUUACGAGGACACGCCCCUCCAUGUGGCGGCUCAGGGAGACAGCGAGGAGCUUGUUUCCUUGCUGCUGGAGUUUGGAGCCAACGCCAACGCCAGGAACACUGAGCAGAAACGACCGUUGGAGACAGCGCCCCCUAGUGGACUGGCAGAGGCAGCGUUACUGCAGUUUGAAGCGGCCCCCAGGUCCUUGCGCCAGCUGUGUCGCCUCAGCAUCAGAGAACAACUAGGACGCCGCAGACUCAACCUCAUCCCUCAGCUGCCCCUCCCCAGCCUGCUGCAGCUCUACCUACAGCACCGAUAGACCACACACACACACACACACUAGCACAUAAAUUUAUAAACACGGACACACACACACCCCACAAUAUCCCCCCUCUUCACAACACACACACACACUAGCAUAUACGACAGAGGGCUGAGACACAUACAAUGUCAGAGUCUGUGACCAGAAAGGUCAAGUGACCACGUUUGUGCGUUUCAUUCACAACCGAAUCAACACAAAAGUCGGAGGACGUUGCUCCGUUUUGCCCUCUCCUCCGGGAGCCGCUUCGCCGCGCCCGUUUAACCUCGUAGGUCUGUACGUGGUGCCCAAAGAACAAGAAGAAGAAACACAUAUCUAACACGUCUCCCGGAGACCAGCUCUCCCCCGCUCUGCAUCACCGUUCGCUCUCUCCCUGUGAGCUCAGCUUGUAAGCGUGGCGUUACCUGAUGGCGUUACCUGAUGGCGUUACCUGAUGGCGCUACCUGAUGGCGCUACCUGAUGGCGUUACCUGAUGGCGUUACCUGAUGGCGCUACCUGAUGGCGCUACCUGAUGGCGUUACCUGAUGGCGUUACCUGAUGGCGCUACCUGAUGGCGUUACCUGAUGGCGUUACCUGAUGGCGUUACCUGAUGGCGCUACCUGAUGGCGCUACCUGAUGGCGCUACCUGAUGGCGUUACCUGAUGGCGUUACCUGAUGGCGCUACCUGAUGGCGCUACCUGAUGGCGCUACCUGAUGGCGCUACCUGAUGGCGUUACCUGAUGGCGUUACCUGAUGGCGUUACCUGAUGGGGAGCAGCCGUGCUGCCCGUCCACGGGAGCGUGCCGCGGGAAAUUGUCUAAGGACUCCAACCCACGAUCUAUCCGUGAGGCGGCUGGUGUCGCUGUCCAUGGUGCUUGAAAGCUGUGCGGACGUUACGACACACAUACAUACAUCAACACACACCUUAACACACUUCUCUCCAUAUUUGUUUGUUAUUGUAACAAAAUAAGUGCAUUUACUACUCCGACUGAUCCUCGUCCUUAAUCUUAUCUCUGUCUGUCUGUGGCACACACACACACACACACACACACACACACACACACACACACUUGAACACAUCCGGCAGCUCUGUCUCACAAACACAUUGUACAAGAUAGAAUAUCGUUCAAGUCUUAUCGUCAUAUUCUAUGAAUGAUGCUAUGUUUAACUAUUAUUUAUAUAACUCAUCAUGCUGAACAGUGAAAUGUGGAUUGUUGACUCCCAAAUGUACAGUAUUUUUAUUUUGCCAAAAAUUAAACAAAAUUGAAACCGG
Molecule: messenger RNA, 2316 nt
Organism: Osmerus eperlanus (European smelt)
Lineage: Eukaryota; Metazoa; Chordata; Actinopteri; Osmeriformes; Osmeridae
Gene: asb5b
Product: ankyrin repeat and SOCS box containing 5b
Exons: 7
Coding region: 147-1064 (305 amino acids)
Biological process (GO): protein ubiquitination; intracellular signal transduction; positive regulation of protein catabolic process
Molecular function (GO): protein binding
Source: RefSeq, a predicted model, not a curated record